CUUUGGGCGUCCGCUAUAUUUUUGGGUUGUGAGUCAAACUUCUUUUGUGUAGUUCCCAGCCACGCUAUCAAUUCAGACAAUUGAAGUAACUCGCAGCAAUUAGACGUGUUUCAAAAUAACAAAUUAAAUCACAAAUUAACUCACAAUGUCCUUCGAUAAGCUAUUCUGGAGCAUGCUUGUACUCAACGUCAUCACAUUACUUACGGCCGCCACUGUAACCACUCGCAUCAUCCAGCCCAGGGAGACGAGCAGCUGUGAAGGUCGUCAGACUCCUGGACCCAUCUGCGAGUCCUGUGAACUGCUCGCCACCUGUGUCCAGCAUUCGAAUGGCUGGGUGAACAUACCCGUCGAGUCGUGUGAUGUGGCCAACGGUUACUAUUGCAACAUACGCCUGGGCACCUGCUCCAAUGCCACUGGACCAUGCCAUCCCUUUGGCAUCGAAGGCAACUUCCAGUGCACCUCACAAGGCAUCUUUCCCGAUCCCUACGAUUGCCAGAAAUACCACAUGUGCUAUUUCCUCGACAUUGUGCUCGUUGCGGCUGCCGUCGACUGUGGCAAUGACAGGGCAUUCGAUGCACGCACUGGUCAAUGUUCCCUCACCCUGGACAGCGCCGUAUGCACUCAGCCCCAAUACCAAUGUCCCCAUGUGGGCUACGUGGCAGCUUGGCCCAGCAAUCCGAACAUCUUCUACGUCUGCAAGUCGACGGUGAAUCAGAAUGCCGAGGACACUGUGGUCACCUAUCCAUCGCUGCAUCGCUGCAACGACGGCGAAAUCUUUUCGGACUACGUUUGUCGCCCCGGCAACAGUUCAUCGGUGGUGCCCACUCUUUCUCCAUCGAUUGAUCCCAAUGACAAUGGCUUCACUGUGAUGCCCGCCAGAUGCGAACAUGUCGGUUUGAUGGCCGACAGCGCCAAUUGUCGCAAGUAUUUCUUCUGCUCCACCAAGAAUGGACAACUGCAGCACCAGGAUUGCCCCGAUGGCACCUAUUUCCGACCCGAGCUCUCGUCUUGUGUGCUUGGCACGUGCUAAUUUAAGAGUUAAUUGCCAAUCUGUAUGUGUAAUGAACCAGUUGCCAUUAUCUUUUA
Molecule: messenger RNA, 1086 nt
Organism: Drosophila albomicans
Lineage: Eukaryota; Metazoa; Arthropoda; Insecta; Diptera; Drosophilidae
Exons: 2
Coding region: 146-1030 (294 amino acids)
Cellular component (GO): extracellular region
Molecular function (GO): chitin binding
Source: RefSeq, a predicted model, not a curated record